Molecule: messenger RNA, 2626 nt
Organism: Thamnophis sirtalis
Lineage: Eukaryota; Metazoa; Chordata; Lepidosauria; Squamata; Natricidae
Source: RefSeq, a predicted model, not a curated record
AGAAAUAAUUGAGACCUCAAGAAAAGCCCUGCAUUUACUGAAGCAAGAACACCCUAAAUGUAAGCCAACACUUUCUGUUAUACAGGUCGGUGAUGAUUGUUUGGGACAAGAAAUUAUCAGAAAAGUUGCUAAAGAGAUUGGUGUGGAUAUUGUUCAUAUUUGUCUUCCCUAUGACAGUACUGAAAACGAGAUCAUAGGUGAAAUUAUAAAACUCAACGAGGAUCCUAGAAUUCAUGGACUUCUCCUUCGCCUUUGUAGAGAAUCAUACACAAGCAAAAUAUUGAAUGCUGUGAAACCAGAGAAAGAUGUGAAUGGAAUAACAGAUUUUAAUUUGGCAAGAUUAGUGCAUGGAGACAUGCAUGAAUGUGUGGUUCCCCCUAUUGCCAGUGCUGUGAUCAAACUUCUGGAAAAGCAAGCAUGUAAUACCCUAGAUGGAAAAAAAUUAUUACUUUUGGGCAUCCAAGGACCAUUGGAAGUUUCCUUGCAAUGUCUUCUUCAAAGAAAAGGGGUCAUGACUAUGAGUUUGUCAUGGAACAUGAAGCAACUCCAGACAAUGCUUCGUGAUGCUGAUAUGAUGGUCGUGGGCAGUACCAAACCUGAAGAGAUCACAGUGGCUUGGAAAAAUCCUGAGAUCACUACAGUGGAUUUUUCACAAAGCACUUUAUGGGGACAGAAUGCUUUUCGUGGACAUCCAACAAGAGGCAAUGAUUGCAAUCUAGGUGAGGCUGUAGAACAUCUGGCAUUGGCAAUAUGCAUGCAGAACUUGGUAAAACUCAGUGAGCUACAGAUAAUAGCAGCCCAGCAGUCUAAGGAAUGGAAUCUCAGUUGCUUGAAUCUACAGCCCGUUUCACCUGUUCCCAGUGAUAUUGAAAUUUCCAGGGGACAGGCUCCAAAACAUAUCCAUAUUCUUGCCAAAGAGAUAGGAUUGCUCACAGAAGAAAUUGAAAUCUAUGGCCAAACCAAAGCUAAAGUACGUCUUUCUCUGCUGGAAAGGUUGAAAGAUCAGCCAGAUGGAAAAUAUGUACUGGUUGCUGGGAUUACGCCGACACCUCUUGGAGAAGGGAAGAGCACUGUGACAAUUGGCUUAGUCCAAGCACUGACAGCCCAUCUUAAAAUAAAUUCCUUUGCCUGCCUGAGACAGCCUUCUCAAGGACCUACUUUUGGUGUUAAAGGAGGAGCAGCAGGAGGUGGAUAUGCUCAAGUCAUACCCAUGGAAGAGUUCAACCUUCACUUAACUGGUGAUAUUCAUGCCAUUACUGCAGCAAAUAAUUUGCUGGCUGCUGCCAUAGACGCUAGAAUUCUACACGAGAACACUCAGUCUGAUAAGGCCUUAUAUAAUAGAUUGGUUCCAUUAGUCCAUGGAGAAAGGAAAUUUUCAGCUAUACAACUUGCACGCAUGAAAAGGAUUGGAAUAACCAAAAUAGAUCCUAAAACAUUAAUUGCAGAUGAGAUUAACAAAUUUGUGCGACUUGAUAUAGACACAUCUACAAUAACAUGGAAAAGGGUGGUGGAUACAAAUGAUAGAUUCCUUAGAAAAAUAACAAUCGGCCAAGCAAAUACAGAGAAGGGAUUUUCUCGCCAGACUCAGUUUGAUAUAGCUGUUGCAAGUGAAAUUAUGGCAAUAUUAGCGCUAACCAGUAGCCUGUCUGAUAUGAAAGAGAGACUGGGAAAAAUCGUAGUUGCUAACAACACAAAAGGGCAACCUGUGACAGCAGAAGAUUUGGGAGUAACUGGUGCUUUGGCAGUUUUAAUGAAGGAUGCAAUUAAACCAACAUUGAUGCAGACUUUGGAGGGUACUCCAGUUUUUGUGCAUGCUGGACCUUUUGCAAAUAUUGCGCAUGGCAGUUCUUCAGUUUUGGCAGACAAGCUUGCCCUGAAAUUGGUCGGCAAAGAAGGAUUUGUAGUAACUGAAGCCGGUUUCGGUGCUGAUAUCGGAAUGGAGAAAUUCUUCAACAUCAAAUGUAGAGCUUCUGGCUUGAUUCCCAGUGUGGUUGUGCUUGUGGCUACAGUGAGGGCUUUGAAGAUGCAUGGAGGGGGGCCAAAUGUUAUAGCUGGUGCACCGCUUAAGAAAGAAUAUACAGAAGAGAAUCUCAAGCUAGUGUCAGAUGGUUGCAGCAACUUGUUGAAGCAAAUUCAAAUUACCCAGCAGUUUGGGGUUCCUGUUGUUCUGGCUCUUAAUGUUUUCAGAACCGACUCGCCUGCUGAGAUUAAUUUAGUCUGUGAGAUAGCCAAACAGUCUGGAGCUUUUGAUGCGGUCCCUUGCCGGCACUGGUCAGAGGGCGGCAGAGGAGCUAUGGAAUUGGCUGAAGCUGUAAGGAGAGCUGCUAACCAACAGAGCAACUUCAGAUAUCUCUAUGACCUGGAGCUUCCCAUAGUUGAAAAAAUAAGAAUCAUAGCUCAGAAGAUCUAUGGAGCUGAGGAUAUAGAGCUGUCUCCUGCAGCACAGUCACAAAUAAAUUGUUACACUCAACAGGGAUUUGGGAACUUGCCCAUUUGUAUGGCAAAAACCCACCUGUCCCUUUCCCACAUGCCUGAGAAGAAAGGUGUUCCCACUGGGUUUGUUUUGCCUAUCAGCGACGUGAGAGCCAGUAUUGGAGCUGGAUUUAUUUAUCCACUGGUGGGAACG